Panthera uncia (snow leopard) is the source of this 3591-nucleotide messenger RNA. It is a transcript of the gene MYO1F, whose product is annotated as myosin IF. The transcript is spliced from 25 exons. The coding region runs from base 1 to 3081 and encodes 1026 amino acids. Gene Ontology annotation, molecular function: ATP binding; actin filament binding; microfilament motor activity. Gene Ontology annotation, cellular component: myosin complex; microvillus; cytoplasm. The record is from RefSeq and is a predicted model, not a curated record. Lineage: Eukaryota; Metazoa; Chordata; Mammalia; Carnivora; Felidae. Gene Ontology annotation, biological process: actin filament organization; vesicle transport along actin filament.
AUGACCAUGAGAGAGGAGGAGGAGAGCACCAGAAAGGGUACUUAUUCCCCCCAACCCCCGUCCCUGCUGGCUGCUGAUCAUUCUCCCCCCCCCCCCCCCCCCCCCCCCCCCAGUGGAGAGAGUGGAGCAGGGAAGACGGUGGCCGCCAAAUACAUCAUGGGCUACAUCUCCAAGGUCUCCGGCGGGGGCCAGAAGGUCCAGCACGUGAAGGAUAUCAUCCUGCAGUCAAACCCACUGCUAGAGGCCUUCGGCAAUGCCAAGACUGUGCGCAACAACAAUUCCAGCCGCUUUGGCAAGUACUUUGAGAUCCAGUUCAGCCGCGGCGGGGAGCCAGAUGGGGGCAAGAUCUCCAACUUCCUGCUAGAGAAAUCCCGUGUGGUCAUGCAGAACGAAAACGAGAGGAACUUCCACAUCUACUACCAGCUGCUGGAAGGAGCCUCCCAGGAGCAGCGGCAGAACCUGGGGCUCAUGACCCCCGAGUACUAUUACUACCUCCAGUCGGACACCUACAAGGUGGAUGGCACCGAUGACCGGAGUGACUUCAGUGAGACUCUGAAUGCCAUGCAGGUCAUUGGGAUCCCACGCAACGUCCAGCAGCUGGUCCUACAGCUUGUGGCCGGGAUCUUGCACUUGGGAAACAUCAGCUUCUGUGAAGACGGGAAUUACGCCCGGGUGGAGAGUGUGGACCUGCUGGCCUUUCCCGCCUACCUGCUGGGCAUCGACAGCGGGCGGCUGCAGGAGAAGCUGACCAGCCGCAAGAUGGACAGCCGCUGGGGCGGGCGCAGCGAGUCCAUCGAUGUGACCCUCAACGUGGAGCAGGCGGCCUACACCCGCGACGCCCUGGCCAAGGGGCUCUACGCCCGGCUCUUCGACUUUCUCGUGGAGGCCAUCAACCGUGCUAUGCAGAAGCCCCAGGAGGAAUACAGUAUUGGUGUGCUUGACAUCUACGGCUUCGAGAUCUUCCAGAAAAAUGGCUUCGAGCAGUUCUGCAUCAACUUUGUCAACGAGAAGCUGCAGCAAAUCUUUAUCGAACUCACCCUGAAAGCCGAGCAGGAGGAGUACGUACAGGAGGGCAUCCGCUGGACCCCCAUCCAGUAUUUCAACAACAAAAUCGUCUGCGACCUCAUUGAAAACAAGCUGAGUCCCCCGGGCAUCAUGAGCGUCCUGGACGACGUGUGCGCCACCAUGCACGCCACGGGCGGCGGCGCCGACCAGACCCUGCUGCAGAAGCUGCAGGCGGCAGUGGGCACCCACGAGCACUUCAACAGCUGGAGCUCGGGCUUCGUCAUCCACCACUACGCGGGCAAGGUCUCCUACGAUGUUAACGGCUUCUGCGAGAGGAACCGGGACGUCCUGUUCUCUGACCUCAUAGAGCUGAUGCAGACCAGUGAGCAGGCCUUCCUCCGAAUGCUGUUUCCUGAGAAGCUGGAUGUAGACAAGAAGGGCCGCCCCAGCACCGCCGGCUCCAAGAUCAAGAAACAAGCCAAUGACCUGGUGGCCACGCUAAAAAGAUGUACACCCCACUACAUCCGCUGCAUCAAACCCAACGAGACCAAGAAGCCCCGCGACUGGGAGGAGAGCAGGGUCAAGCACCAGGUGGAGUACCUGGGCCUGAAGGAGAACAUCAGAGUACGCCGGGCUGGCUUUGCCUACCGUCGCCAAUUCUCCAAGUUCCUGCAGAGGUACGCCAUCCUGACCCCGGAGACGUGGCCACAGUGGCGUGGGGAUGAACGUCAGGGGGUCCAGCACCUGCUUCGGGCAGUCAACAUGGAUCCAGACCAGUACCAGAUGGGGAGCACCAAGGUCUUUGUCAAGAACCCUGAGUCGCUCUUCCUUCUGGAGGAGAUGCGAGAGCGGAAGUUCGAUGGCUUUGCCCGCACCAUCCAGAAGGCCUGGCGACGCCAUGUGGCAGUCCGGAAGUACGAAGAGAUGCGGGAGGAAGCGUCCAACAUCCUGCUGAACAAGAAGGAGCGGAGACGAAACAGCAUCAACCGGAACUUUGUCGGGGACUACCUGGGGCUAGAGGAGCGGCCGGAGCUGCGUCAGUUCCUGGGCAAGAGGGAACGCGUGGACUUCGCUGACUCGGUCACCAAGUAUGACCGCCGCUUCAAGCCCAUCAAGAGGGACUUGAUCCUGACGCCCAAGUGUGUGUAUAUGAUCGGGCGGGAGAAGGUGAAGAAAGGACCAGAGAAGGGCCAGGUGCGUGAGAUCCUGAAGAAGAAGGUGGAGAUCCAGGCCCUUCGGGGAGUUUCCCUCAGCACGCGGCAGGACGACUUCUUCAUCCUCCAAGAAGACGCGGCCGACAGCUUCCUGGAGAGCGUCUUCAAGACCGAAUUCGUCAGCCUCCUGAGCAAGCGCUUCGAGGAGGCGACGCGGAGGGCCCUGCCCCUCACCUUCAGCGACACACUACAGUUCCGAGUGAAGAAGGAGGGCUGGGGCGGAGGUGGCACCCGCAGUGUCACUUUCUCCCGUGGCUCCGGCGACGUGGCUGUGCUCAAGGCUAGCGGCCGGUCCCUCACGGUCGGCGUGGGUGACGGGCUGCCCAAAAGCUCCAAGCCUACACGGAAGGGAAUGGCCCAGGGAAGACCUCGAAGGGCAGCCCAGGCCCCCACCCGGGCAGCCCCUGGGCCUCCCAGAGGCCUGGACCGCAAUGGGGUGCCCCCCCUGGCCAGAAGGGGGGACCUGCCCCUAGAGAUCCCAUCUGGAGGGGGCUUCCAGCAGCCUCCCCGGGGCCCUCCGUCGUCAGCCCUGAGGGCCAGCAGACGCCCCCGGGCACGGCCCCCCUCGGAGCACAACACAGAAUUCCUUAACGUGCCUGACCAGGGUGUGGCAGGCAUGCAGAGGAAGCGCAGUGUGGGGCAGCGACCUGUGCCGGGCGUGGGCCGACCCAAGCCCCAGCCUCGGACGCAUGGCCCACGGUGCCGGGCCCUGUACCAGUAUGUGGGCCAAGAUGUGGACGAGCUGAGCUUCAACGUGAACGAGGUCAUCGAGAUCCUCAUGGAAGAUUCCUCCGGCUGGUGGAAAGGCCGGCUGCAUGGCCAGGAGGGCCUCUUCCCAGGAAACUACGUGGAGAAGAUCUGAGAGACGGCCCCGGAUUCUGCCUCCUGCCUGCCUGACUGCCUGCCAGGCCCUGCUGGCAGGGGCCUCGUUUUCCUUGGCCGCAUUGGCCAGAAGGUCCAGUCCUGUGGCGUCCAGCCCAGCCCAGGCUCUGGGUCACCAUUGGGGCUGGGGCUCACCCCUGCAGCCACCGCAGGGCCCUGGCCUCCCCCAGGUCACACACAUUGCCUCCUGGGUCAAACAGGGCUAACAUCAGAAUCUACCUCCCAGCUGCCUUGUGCAUAUACGUGAGUUGUGUCCCGUGGGCCAAGUGCCAAGCACAGUUGGGGGCACACCUUGACAGGUGAGAUCCGCCCCCCUCUUUCUCUCACCACUGAGGCAAUAAACAUUGGCCAGGUGAAAGCGUGGAUUAAUUUACUGAGCGUUAACAAGAACUACCAUCUCACAACCCCAUGAGGAAGGUGCCCCAAAUAUACCCCAAUUGCAGGUGAAAAAAAAUGGAGGCUGGGAGAAGUUUCAUCAUGUGCCCAAGAU